Molecule: messenger RNA, 2571 nt
Organism: Ictidomys tridecemlineatus (thirteen-lined ground squirrel)
Lineage: Eukaryota; Metazoa; Chordata; Mammalia; Rodentia; Sciuridae
Source: RefSeq, a predicted model, not a curated record
UUGACGGGCGUGGCCGUCAUCCAAUAAAAAUGGAGGGCUGAGUCCCUCUGAGCCAAUGGCAAAAGUUUGAGAGGAGGUGGAGGCGGAAUGUGAGAGGAAACAAGAAGACAGGCCCAAGAUGGAGGCGGUGGCGGCAGUAGCGGCGUGACAGGAGCCUCAUGGCACCUGCCCAGCCUCACCUCAGACCAUCUUGACAAAGUCUUAGGCUCCAUGGAGCCGCCACGGGGCCCCGCUGCCAACGGGGCUGAGCCGUCCCGGGCAGUGGGCACUGUCAAAGUGUACCUGCCCAACAAGCAACGCACAGUGGUGACUGUCCGGGAUGGCAUGAGUGUCUACGACUCUCUAGACAAGGCCCUCAAGGUGCGAGGCCUCAAUCAGGAUUGCUGCGUGGUCUACAGACUCAUCAAAGGGCGAAAGACAGUCACUGCCUGGGACACAGCCAUCGCCCCCCUGGAUGGUGAGGAACUCAUUGUGGAGGUCCUCGAGGAUGUGCCGCUGACCAUGCACAAUUUUGUACGGAAGACAUUCUUCAGCCUGGCGUUCUGUGACUUCUGCCUUAAGUUUCUGUUCCAUGGCUUCCGCUGCCAAACCUGUGGCUACAAGUUCCACCAGCAUUGUUCCUCCAAGGUUCCCACAGUCUGUGUUGACAUGAGUACCAACCGCCGACCGAUCUACCACAGUGUCCAAGAUUUGUCUGGAGGCUCCAGGCAGCAUGAGGCUCCCUCAAACUGCCCCCCGAAUGAGCUGCUAACCUCCCAGGGUCCCAGCCCCUGCACUCAGCACCAUGACCGGGAGCACUUCCCCUUCCCUGCCUCAGCCAACGCCCCCCUGCAGCGCAUCCGCUCCACAUCCACUCCCAACGUCCACAUGGUCAGCACCACAGCUCCCAUGGACUCCAGCCUCAUGCAGCUCACUGGCCAGAAUUUCGGCACCAAUGGUGAGCACCCACCCACCCCACUCCAUGCUUACACUCUGUGCCUUCUCUGCCCUGCUGCCCCACUUGCCUCCACUCACAUCCUCUCCACAACUGCAGCUGCUGGUAGUAGAGGUGGUGGUGAUGGAGGCCCGCGGGGGAGCCCCAACCCAGCCAGUGUGUCCUCGGGGAGGAAGUCCCCACAUUCCAAGUCACCUUCAGAGCAGCGGGAGCGGAAGUCCUUGGCUGAUGAAAAGAAGAAAGUGAAGAACCUCGGGUACCGGGACUCAGGCUAUUACUGGGAGGUGCCACCCAGUGAGGUGCAGCUGCUGCAAAGAAUUGGGACGGGCUCAUUUGGAACCGUGUUUCGCGGGAGGUGGCAUGGCGAUGUGGCUGUGAAGGUGCUCAAGGUAGCCCAACCCACUGCUGAGCAGGCCCAGGCCUUCAAGAACGAGAUGCAGGUGCUCAGGAAGACACGGCAUGUCAACAUCUUGCUGUUCAUGGGCUUCAUGACCCGGCCAGGAUUUGCCAUCAUCACACAGUGGUGUGAGGGCUCCAGCCUCUACCGCCACCUGCAUGUGGCUGACACACGCUUCGACAUGGUCCAGCUAAUUGAUGUCGCCAGGCAGACUGCCCAGGGCAUGGACUACCUCCAUGCCAAGAAUAUCAUCCACCGAGACCUCAAGUCUAAUAACAUCUUCCUGCAUGAGGGGCUCACAGUGAAGAUAGGCGACUUUGGCCUGGCCACAGUGAAGACAAGAUGGAGUGGGGCCCAACCCUUGGAGCAGCCCUCAGGCUCCGUGCUUUGGAUGGCGGCUGAGGUGAUCCGUAUGCAGGACCCAAACCCCUACAGUUUCCAGUCGGACGUCUAUGCCUACGGGGUUGUGCUCUAUGAGCUCAUGACAGGCUCACUGCCUUACAGUCACAUUGGCAGCCGUGACCAGAUCAUCUUCAUGGUUGGCCGUGGCUAUCUGUCUCCGGACCUCAGCAAAAUCUCCAGUAACUGCCCCAAGGCCAUGCGGCGCCUGCUGUCUGACUGCCUCAAGUUCCAGCGGGAGGAGCGGCCCCUCUUCCCCCAGAUCCUGGCCACGAUUGAGCUGCUGCAACGGUCACUCCCCAAGAUUGAGCGGAGUGCCUCUGAACCCUCCUUGCACCGCACCCAGGCUGAUGAGUUGCCUGCCUGCCUCCUCAGCAUAGCCCGCCUUGUGCCUUAGGCCCUGCCCCCAGCCACCGGGGAGCCCACCUCAGUCUGCCACGCCAUGGAGUCCUGCCUACCAGCCAGUGUUCCAUCUCUGUCUUGAUACUGCCUCAGGAUCCCACAUCUCUCACCCUGGGAGAUGGUGGUGAUCCCUUUGAGCUCUUCAGUUCCUCUGGAAUUGGGGGACCCCCCCCAAAGACUGAGACUCCUGCCUCUUUCAUAAUUUGGUUUACUCUUGGCUUUGGGGAAUACUUCUAAAUUUGGGGUGCACCUCCAUCUCCACUAGCUGGGAUUUGUGGCAGGGAUUCCACUUAGAACCUCUCUGGAAUUUGUGCCUAAUGUGCCUUCACUGGAUUUUGGGGUCCCCAGCACCCCAUAUGGAUUUGGGGGUCUUCUGUGUCUCCCCUGCCAGUCAAGGACUCCCCUCUUUCUUCACCAAGAAGCACAGAAUUCUGCUGGG